AUGUGCGCACAGCUGGCGCUGCCGCCGUGCCCCGCGUACCCCGGCGGUGCCAUGGGCUACCUGGAGCUCUGCUGGAACGCGGCGGGACAGGCGGGACAGGCCCCCACAGCGGCGGGGCCCGCGGGCAGCGCCGCGGCCCGGCACUCUCCGGAGGCGGCGGGCAGGAGGCACACCGCAGAAGUAUCCCCAGCUUCAUCCAGUUCUGGGAAUUUCAGCCAAUUCACACCAGAUUCAGCCACCAGUCCACAUUCAUCAUCCUCAUCCCCACAGCCUACAGCUAAGUCUCAGAAGGGCAGAGAAUAUGGCGUGGAGGGGAUGAGGAAGACCAAGAGCCGUACAGCUUUCUCCAAGGAGCAGCUGCAAACCCUGCACCAGCGCUUCCAGAGCCAGAAGUACCUCAGCCCCCAGCAGAUCCGGGAGCUGGCUGUUGCCCUGGGGCUCACAUACAAGCAGGUGAAGACUUGGUUCCAGAACCGGAGAAUGAAGCUGAAAAGGUGCCAGAAGCACAGCCUGUGGAGCGAACGGGCUCAGUGCCUCACACAGAGUGGCUACCAGACUGGUACUUACCUGGAUGUGCACCCCAAAUUCCACCAGGGCUACCCCAUCACCGCAGCUGGCAACAUCCAAACCAUGCAUGCCCCCUGUCAGCACUAUGGAGCAGGGCAGAACGCUUACACAAUCGUGACCAGCGAGGAUGGAGGAGUCUUUGGCAAAGGUGGGGGCACCUGCAGUGUCCAGCAGACAGUGGGCUUCAUUGCUCAGCACAAAGUAGACUUUUACCACAGCUACCCUGGCAGUGUGGAAUAUCCAGGCUCAAAGACUGGUGAUGGCUGUAAUUUUCACCACUCAGCCACUAUGGGGACUCCUUUCCCAACCACUGCCAGCCAUCAUCUUUAUCAUUCCUAAGCACUGUGGAUGUGGGG
Poecile atricapillus (Black-capped chickadee) is the source of this 923-nucleotide messenger RNA. RefSeq names its product homeobox protein NANOG-like. The record is from RefSeq and is a predicted model, not a curated record. Lineage: Eukaryota; Metazoa; Chordata; Aves; Passeriformes; Paridae. The coding region runs from base 1 to 906 and encodes 301 amino acids. Gene Ontology annotation, biological process: regulation of transcription by RNA polymerase II. The transcript is spliced from 4 exons. Gene Ontology annotation, molecular function: DNA-binding transcription factor activity, RNA polymerase II-specific; RNA polymerase II cis-regulatory region sequence-specific DNA binding.